AUGGCCACCAGCGGUGCCCCUCGCCUCUCCUUGCAACUCCUGCUGCCUGUCACCACUCUGCUGCUAUCACUGCUGCUCACAGACUCCCACGCCUUAUCACCACCACGGUUCACUAAAGUUCCCGUCGACCAGAUUGGCGUCUCGGGCGGCGUGGUCUCCUUUGUGUGCCAGGCGACAGGCGACCCCAAGCCGAGGGUUAGCUGGAACAAGAAAGGCAAAAAGGUCAACUCCCAGCGCAUUGAGACCAUAGAGUUUGACGAAGGUGCCGGUGCUGUACUCAGAAUCCAGCCUCUCCGAGCGCCUCGUGACGAGAACAUCUAUGAAUGCGUGGCAGAGAACAGCGAGGGGGAGAUCACUGUCAAUGCCAAGCUGUCCAUCAUCCGAGAGGACCUUCUUCCACCGGGCUUCCCCAACAUUGACAUGGGCCCUCAGCUCAAAGUGGUGGAGCGGACCAGAACAGCCACCAUGCUCUGCGCUGCAAGUGGCAACCCUGACCCAGAAAUCACGUGGUACAAAGACUUCCUGCCCAUCGACCCCAGUGCAAGUAAUGGGCGAAUUAAACAGUUACGCUCAGAAGCCUUUGAGGGUACCCCAAUUCGAGGUGCCUUGCAGAUCGAGAACAGCGAGGAGACAGACCAGGGGAAGUACGAGUGCGUGGCGUCUAAUGUGGAAGGCGUGCGCUACUCGUCCCCUGCUAACCUUUAUGUGCGAGAGCUUCGAGAAGUCCGACGGGUGCCUCCUCGCUUCUCCAUUCCACCAACAAGUCAGGAAAUAAUGCCUGGUGGCAGUGUGAACAUAACUUGCGUGGCAGUGGGGUCACCCAUGCCUUACGUCAAGUGGAUGCUGAACUCAGAGGACUUGACACCAGAGGAUGAGAUGCCGGUAGGCAGGAACGUUCUUGAACUGAGCAGUGUCCGUGAGUCAGCCAACUACACCUGCGUGGCCAUGAGCAGCCUUGGCAUCAUUGAAGCUGUGGCGCAAAUCACCGUCAAAUCUCUACCCAAGCCUCCAGGUACCCCUGUGGUUACUGAAACCACUGCAACCAGUGUGACCAUCACAUGGGACUCAGGCAACCCAGACCCAGUGACUUACUAUAUCAUUCAGUACAGGGCCAAGUCCCCAGACAGCAAAUAUGAGACAGUGGAUGACAUCACAACCACACGUUACAGUAUUGGUGGCCUCUACCCCAACACAGAGUAUGAAAUUCGUGUCUCGGCAGUCAACACUAUUGGACAGGGUCCCCCCAGUGAACCAGUGGAAACUCGGACUGGUGAGCAAGCGCCUGCAAGUCCACCAAGAAACAUCCAGGCCCAGAUUAUAUCCCAGAAUACCAUGAUGGUACGCUGGGAGGAGCCCGAGGAGCCCAAUGGGCAGAUCAAGGGCUAUCGGGUGUAUUACACAAUGGACGACUCCCAGCCAAUGAGUCUCUGGCAGAUCCAUAACGUCCAGGACAGCAUCAUCACCACUAUCCAGAGCCUGGUUCCUCAAGAAACAUACACAAUCAAAGUCCUGGCAUUCACUUCCGUAGGAGAUGGACCCUUUUCGGAGCCCAUCCAUGUCAAAGUCCUGCAAGGAGUUCCGGGUCAGCCGUCCAAAUUCCAGGUUGGUGCUGUGUCUGACACUAGCAUUGAACUGACCUGGGAGGCCUAUGAGAAAGAAGGGAUUAUAAAUUAUGAACUUCGAUACAUGGAAGGCAGUUUUGGCACCCAGAUGAAGAAAACAUUUGGACCCACAUCUUCAUAUGUUGUGGAAGGUCUCCGCCCAAACACAGAGUACCACUUCUCCCUGGCAGCCAUCUCUAACAAAGGCAUUGGAGCCUUCACCAAUGACAUAUCACACAAGACCUUGCAAGCCAAGCCCUCAGAACCCCCUCAAGAAAUUAAGUGCAGCAGCCACAGCUCCACCGCCCUGCUGGUAAGUUGGCGCCCCCCGCCUUUGAAGAGUCAAAACGGUGACCUGGCGGGGUAUAGGGUGCGCUACCAGGUGGUGGGCCUAUCAGAUGGCAGCAGUGAUGAUGGGGAGCCCAUGGAGGAGCCCACUGUCCCCGCAAAUGAAGAGCAGAUGCUGCUGCAGAGAUUGGAGAAAUGGACCCAGUACAGCAUCUCUGUGUCUGCCUUCACUGUGGUCGGGCCAGGUCCUGAGAGCGAGCCCCUGAUCUGCCGCACUGAUGAAGAUGUUCCUGGGGCUCCUCCAAGGCGGGUGGAGGUUGAAGUCCUCAACUCCACAGCAUUAAAGGUGAUGUGGCGCUCCUUGACUCCAGGAAAGCAACACGGUCAGAUCCGUGGCUACCAGGUUCACUAUGUCCGUGUGGAAAAUGGCGAGUCAAGGGGCCUGCCCCUAAUCAAGGACGUCAUGCUGGCCGAUGCCCAGUGGGAAACGGACGAUACAGCCGAAUAUGAAAUGGUAAUUGGAGGACUUAAGCCAGACACCACUUACUCCAUCACAGUGGCAGCGUACACCACCAAGGGGGAUGGAGCCCGCAGCAAACCCAAACUGGUGGUGACCAAAGGGGCAGUGCCUGGUCCUCCCUAUAUGUCAGUGGCUCAGGACUCAGACACAUCAGCUAUGGUUCGCUGGGACCCUCCUGACCUGACCAAUGGCAUGGACCUGAUGGGUUUCCGCCUCCAGUUUGGCCGAAAAGAUGUGUCUCCUUUGGCCACACUGGAAUUUGCUCCCCAAGAACGACAGUACUCUGUGGUCAACAUUCACCGGGGUGCCAUCUAUCUCUUUAAAAUCUCAGCCAAGAGCAGGGGGGGCUUUGGGGAAGAGGCUUCUGUAGAACUCAAUGUGCCUGAGAAAACACCAGGGGGAUAUCCUCAAAUUGAUGAGCGCUCCAACGUGACAUGUUGCUCAGUGCAGCUGUCCUGGUCUCCCCCUGUGCUGGCAGAGAGGAACGGGGUUAUUACGGCGUACACGUUGGCUUAUAAGGAAACCGGUUCUGGAGGAGCACCAAGUGAGCUCCGAUUGCCCCCGAGCCAGUCCAACUAUGUGCUCAACAGCCUCAAACCCAACUCAGCGUAUGAUGUGAAAAUACGAGCGCACACCAGUAUAGGUCCAGGGCCCUACAGCCCGCCUAUCCAGUAUCGGACCGUGGCCUUUGAUCCAACAGGUAGGGCUUGCCUGUUUCUUUCCGAACCCGGUUGGCAGGGGGUUGGAAUUUGGCUAACUAUAGUUGGCUGCAACUAUACUAAAAUGAAAACUGCCCCACCCCCUCCUUCAACCACCUCCACUCUCAUCCUUGCAACCCUUUACCGAGCACACUCACACAGCUAUAUGUCAUCUCACAUCCCAAGGUUCUUUUUUUUGUUUCUCAUUCCUAGGUCUUUCUACAUGCCUGGUGUAUUAACUGUACUUUUCUCUGUUAUUUUUUUCCUUCCAUUUUUCCUCUUAACAGAUGUUCCAAAGAAUUUUACUGUCAAGUGGGCAACUAAGACCACAGUGGUCCUAGCGUGGAAGUUUUCUGAGAGCAGGUCUCCAUACAAAUGCACGAUUGAGUACAACCGGCAAAAGAUGGAUGUGGACGCCAGACAGAUGAGGGUGCUCAUUACCGGGCUAAGGCACAACAACACCUAUGAGUUUAGGGUGACCUGCCAAGAAAGCAUGGAUGGUGGGCCGAGACAUCGUGUCUUUGCCAAGACAGCACCCCUUAUCUUGGUCAAGAAACCCAAGUUAGACAUUUAUGCUGAGCCUGACAACAUGCUCACCAUGUCCUUUCCACCGGUCGAUAACAAGGAUGUCAAGAAUUUCUAUGUGGUUGUGGUUCCACUGAAGAGAACCGCAGGAACUGUCAAGAACCUUAAUAAUCCUGAUGAGACGGAUAUGGAAGAGCUGUUGCGUGGGGUGACCCCAAAGCGCCGUUCACGUCGUCAGUUGGCUCAGCUGGACCAGAGGAAGCCCUACAUCACAGCCUGCUUCAGGCAGCUGCCCUCCAGCUUCACAGUGGGAUCUGAUCAUCGCCACAGCAGCUGUGAGAACAAGCCUCUUGAACCUGGCCAGGAGUACGUCUUCUUCCUGCUGGCUGAACUCAAUACCACUGCCGGGAAAAUGUUUGCUACCAGUCCUUAUACCGACACAGUGAUGACUCCGGAGCUAGUGGUGGACCCCCUGCCAGUAGAGACUGGGGACGGACUCAUAUGGGUGGUGGGCCCAGUCCUAGCUGUGGUCUUCAUCAUCUGCAUCGUCAUUGCCAUUCUCCUGUAUAAAAACAAACCUGACAGCCGCAAAAGAAAAGAAUCAGAGCCACGCACCAAAUGUUUGCUUAACAACGCAGACAUCACACCCCACCAUCCUACAGACCCUGUGGAGAUGAGACGCAUCAACUUCCAAACUCCAGAUUCUGGUCUAAGCAGUCCUCAGAGUGAAGCAGAUUUUGACUAUGAAAGUAUGAUGAAUCAUCCUCCCAUCCCUAUCUCAGAGCUGGCGGAACACACAGAACUUCUCAAGGCCAACGACAACCUGAAACUCUCCCAAGAAUAUGAGUCCAUCGAUCCCGGCCAGCAGUUCACCUGGGAACACUCCAACCUGGAGGUGAACAAGCCCAAAAAUCGCUACGCCAACGUCAUCGCCUACGACCACUCUCGCGUCAUCCUGGCUCCCAUCGACGGUAUCACAGGUAGCGACUACAUCAACGCCAACUACAUCGAUGGCUACAGGAAGCAGAACGCCUACAUCGCCACCCAGGGUCCAUUACCAGAGACCUUCGGGGACUUCUGGAGGAUGGUGUGGGAACAGAGAGCUGCCACUGUGGUUAUGAUGACCAGGCUGGAAGAGAAAUCACGGAUCAAGUGUGACCAGUACUGGCCCAGUCGUGGCACAGAAACCUACGGGAUGACCCAAGUGACCCUGUUGGACACCAUAGAACUGGCCACUUUCUGUGUGCGGACUUUCUCCUUGCAUAAGAAUGGUUCUAGUGAAAAGCGGGAGGUGCGUCAGUUCCAGUUCACAGCGUGGCCUGACCAUGGCGUACCAGAGUACCCCACCCCCUUCCUGGCCUUCCUCCGUAGGGUGAAGACCUGCAACCCGCCUGACGCUGGACCCAUUAUCGCCCACUGCAGCGCGGGUGUGGGUCGGACAGGUUGCUUCAUCGUCAUUGAUGCCAUGCUGGAGCGGAUCAAGCACGAGAAGACGGUGGACAUUUAUGGCCAUGUGACACUGAUGCGCUCACAGCGGAACUACAUGGUGCAGACGGAGGACCAGUACAGCUUCAUUCACGAUGCACUGCUGGAGGCGGUUGCCUGCGGCAACACUGAAGUUGCUGCCCGGAGCCUCUAUUCCUACAUCCAGAAGCUUGCACAGGUGGAGAGUGGCGAGCAUGUCACUGGCAUGGAGUUAGAGUUCAAGCGAUUGGCCAACUCCAAAGCCCACACGUCGCGCUUCAUCAGUGCCAACCUUCCCUGCAACAAGUUCAAGAACCGGCUGGUCAACAUCAUGCCCUACGAGACCACGCGUGUCUGCCUUCAGCCAAUCAGAGGCCUGGAAGGAUCUGACUACAUCAACUCCAGCUUCAUUGAUGGAUACAGGCAACAGAAGGCCUACAUCGCAACACAGGGCCCUCUGGCUGAGACUACAGAAGACUUCUGGAGGAUGCUCUGGGAGAACAACUCCACUAUUGUAGUCAUGUUGACCAAGCUGAGAGAGAUGGGACGGGAAAAGUGUCACCAGUACUGGCCGGCAGAGCGCUCAGCGCGGUACCAGUACUUUGUGGUUGAUCCAAUGGCAGAGUACAACAUGCCCCAGUACAUCCUCAGAGAGUUCAAAGUCACAGAUGCCAGGGAUGGCCAAUCCAGGACAGUAAGGCAGUUCCAGUUUACUGAUUGGCCAGAGCAAGGCGUGCCCAAAUCUGGGGAGGGAUUCAUUGACUUCAUUGGCCAGGUGCAUAAAACGAAGGAGCAGUUUGGACAGGAUGGACCGAUCUCUGUCCACUGCAGUGCCGGUGUGGGCAGGACCGGAGUCUUCAUCACCCUCAGCAUCGUCCUGGAGCGAAUGCGCUAUGAAGGCGUGGUUGAUAUCUUCCAGACAGUGAAGAUGCUGCGAACGCAGAGGCCAGCCAUGGUGCAGACUGAGGAUGAAUACCAAUUCUGCUAUCACGCAGCUCUGGAGUAUUUAGGAAGCUUUGAUCACUAUGCAACGUAAAAAGCCAUCUCUUCCCUCCUCCCCCCACCCCCCCCCAGAAUCCCAUCGC
Molecule: messenger RNA, 6181 nt
Organism: Labrus bergylta (ballan wrasse)
Lineage: Eukaryota; Metazoa; Chordata; Actinopteri; Labriformes; Labridae
Source: RefSeq, a predicted model, not a curated record